GACAAGCCAAGCCAGUCCAACAUGGUUGUUGGCGUUACUUGAUUGUCUUGGGGCCGAUAUUUAAUUUGAAGUUUUUGGUCGCAAACAAGGGCUUUUGCCAAAUUGUGCGCCUUCAUCUACCACUCCGAUACCCGAUCUAUCCAAGAACCACUCACAACAAGUGCAAGACCUUGGAACCUGUGGAUUCAGAUCUUGGUUGGCCACCUACGACAUGACUCAUGCGCGUGCUUCGUUGAGAGGGAGCGGCAGCGGCGAUGAUGUGUUCUGAACACCAACACAUAGAAGCAAAGAGGCCCACUCCUGCAACUCUGACGUAAAGAGGCUGUAGUCUCACGGCCGCCGUCACGUGCAUCCAAGGACACUAGUUGCACCAUGCAGGCGCAGCGACGAGGAGGAAAAAGAGGUGGCGGGCGUGCGGCCCAAGAUGCCGGCGGUGCACCAGCGGCCGACAAGGAGGUUGUUAAUGCCAAGCCGAAACCGCCGAUCUCUACCAUACUGCAGGCCGAAGACAUCUCCGGGUCUCUCGACAAACUGUCCAAAGCCUUCUUUGGGAACGUCGAAAACUGGCCAAAGGCAGUGCCCAAGCAGACCGCUUCCUCCCGGAAAUCGAAGGGGGCCCAACCGGUGGAGCGGAAAGGGCCGGCACGCAUUGCACCUCGACCACCGCCCCCGCCGUCUUUCCUCAUAGCCCAAGCGAUACCGUCCACGGCAAAUUUUAUGGCGUCUCGGCCGAUGUCGUUUCCGGCGGCGGCACCCUUUGCCGUGGCUCGGGCUCCGCCACCCGUGUCGAAUCUGCUGCCGCUGAUGUCCCGAUCGCCGCCGGCGACAGUUCGAGGCGGAGUGCCCGUGGUCAGAAUGGCAAUGCCUGGGGCACCCUAUGCCGCAACCCGUGGAGCAGCACGCUCUUCCGUAGCUCGUGCAGCAGCUCCCGGCAUCGCCACGGCUCGGGCACCAAUGGCAGCAUUCGCCUUAGCACGACCGAUGGUACCCACCGCGGGUUUCGCCAUUGCCGCGACGACUGCACCCUUAACAACUUUCGCCGUGACGCGCGCAGCGGCACCGGCGACGCGCCUUGCCAUACCCAGACUGACGCGAGCUACGGCACGAGCUAGGGCACGAGCUUCGGCACAGGCUGCGGCGCAAGCUGCGGCUCUGGCUACGGCUCCUGCCGUCACGACUCGGGGGAGGGGCAGACGUGGACGAGGCAGAGGCAGACACGCUGCCGUGCCCAAAGGGGCAGCGGCUACCGCGCCCCCCGCCCUGACUCGCGCAGCGGCACCCGCUACAAUGCCCGUCGCUGUAACUUGCACGGCUGUCCCCGCUGUGCAAGUCACGGCGGGUCUUCCCGUAGCUACGGCCAUGCCCGUCACCGCGGCCACCGCUGCUACGCAGCCGUACACCGUCCUCGUGCUUCAAGCGUCCGACGGCUCCCACAACCGGAUCAUGCUCGUGCCAUCGAACUCGGCGAAGCCCAAUGGAUCUGGCGUGGCGCCCGGCGCCGCCACGCAGGGGAUUUCGAAGAACGCCGCUGGGAAGGCGUCCAAGAAGUCGCGAGAGACGGACGAAGAGGAUGCGGACGAAGAAGGUGGCGAGCAGAAACGGUGCCGCUAUUUCUGGGAGCCGUCGGAGUCGGUGAAAGCGACGAAGGCGUUGAAGCGGAAGCUCAGCACUAUCUGGUUGAAGGACUUCCAAGUACUGGAGCAUGCGAUUGGUGCGGUGGCAUCACAUUUCCCCCUCGUGUGCCCCCAGCGUAUUAAAAGAACGGUGUGCUUCCCGUUUGCCGCUCCCGACAAGGUCACCUUUUUGUCGUGGCCAGUGCCGAAGCAGAGAGCCUCAGAGUGGCUGCGAGCUUCCGAAGUGAGGAGGGCGCUGAGGAGAAUGCUGGACGAGCAGCGGCCGGCCACCUGGCUGUGGUCUAGGGAACUAAUAACGAGGAAGAAGAUCAUGCUGCUGUGUCGCAAGAUGGGACUGACACCGCUGGCCUCAGCGGACGGGCUCCUGGGGCCGGCAAGCGCCGGCAUCAUGCCGUUCCAGCCGUUCCAGGCGGGCGGACGGGCGCCCGAGUGCCGCCAGUGUGGCCGGACCUUCCGUAGCCUGGAGGAGUUGGUGGCCCACCUCCAGACGCACGCAGCCAACUGGCCCUACAAGUGCAGCGUCUGCUCGCGGGCCUUCCGGUCGCGGGGACCCCUGGUGGUCCACGAGCGCAACCAUCUCACGGGGGAACCCUUCGAGUGCGACUACUGCCUCGCCGUGUUCCCGACCAAGGAAAACCUCGUGAGCCACAUCGGCAAGCACACGGGCGACAUGCCCUACGAGUGCCGCCUCUGUGCCAUGUUUUUCGCCAAGAAGGUUUCGCUGGUCCGCCACAUGCGCACCCACACUGGCGAGAAACCCUUCAAGUGUCCCGCCUGCUCGGCGUGCUUCCGUGUCAAGGCGCAGCUCCGCGCGCACUCGUACAUCCACACGGGCGAGAAACCUUUUAAGUGUCCGCACUGCUCGAGCUCCUUUAUGCUCAAGACGUCCCUGACCACCCACAUCAAGAGCCACACGCCCGCAGAGCUGGCGGCCGCCGCCGCGGAGAUCCGGCGCUCGAGCUCACCGCCGGUGCUGCGGGAGUUUGAGUGCCGGAUGUGCUCGAAGCAGGUCAAGUACCGGACCGGCGUGGACCACUACUCGCGCUUCCACGCCAACCGGCAGCCCCGGCUCUGCCGGGCGUGUCUGGGCGGCCUGUUCCGCAAGCGGAACCGGGGCACGCAUUUGCACGCAGACAAGCCCCACAAGUGCCGGCACUGCCCGCGCGCCUUCGCGAAGAUGUGGGGCCUGGUCGUGCACAUGCGCAAGCACUCCAAGGGCAAGACCUUCAAGUGCGAGCACUGCACCCGGGAGUUCCGGCAGAACUCGAGCUUCGUCAUCCACGUGCGGACCCACGGCGAGGGCAAGCCGCUCAAGUGCUGGGUGUGCGCGCAGCUCUUCGAAGCCAAGGACGAGCUGGUGGAGCAUCUAAACAGCCAUCCCACUAAGCUGCUCUAAGUGCGUAAGGGUGACGCCACCUAGAAGUCAAGGCCUGCGCGUGACGUCAUCGUUAGUUGAUCCCUCACCCGCCGCAAGCGGGAAACGCGCCGAAAUUCGACAAUAGCUGCCGCAAAGCGGCAGACGUGCCCAUCUUGGCAUCGCUGGAUGCUGGCGUCGCGCUCGGCGUGAGACGCGUCGGUGGUAACGAAGACGCAAGCUAAGCAGCACUGCGUGGGUACGUGGGUCCUGCUUGUGGUGACGUUUUGGGGGGGGGGGAGGAGAGUGAAGGGGAAGGCGCAGGCCUUUUCUUGUAGGUGGUUUGGUACAAGGUGCAGCAGUACGAGCUGGCCCAGCGGCGUUCCAGCUGGGGUGGCGCAGUAGUCACGCGGGGAGCCUGGAAUGAAUUAAGCUGUUGAGAAAGAGUUUGGAACGGACUGGCCACGUUCCCUGUCAUCGCAACGUGGCAGUCCAUUUCACAACUUGGCGUGCCGGUGGCACCCCGUGCGGCAUUUGACUCCUUUCGGCUAUCACUGAGCUGGCCCAGCUCGUAUCGCCGCCGACUGCUGUUGGAGGCUGGUGAAGUAGUACAGCCCGUCCCCCAAAAAAUUUACGGGAUUUUUUCGCAGCAAAAUCAAACUGCAUUGCCAAACGCUGAUGUUUCACACAGAUGUGGUACUAGUGGGCUGAACCACAUACCAAAGUUUCAGAACUAACGGUUAUCGUCUUAGAAGGUUACUUUCGAUUGGAAAGUGGGGCCCGUUCCCGGUAUUGAUCCCCACCUUAUCGAAGACUUCGUUGGCCGCCAUAUUCCUACCGAAAACUUGCGAAAAUCGAUCGUAACUUUUGAGUCGCCUAACAGCAAGCUCCGAGACUUUGGCGUCUGGUACGGACCACUAGUGCUACAUUUUGGGCAAAGACUGCAUUCAACAAUGCACAGAUCUUUUUGCUGUGAGAAGAAAUGGCGUAUAGUUUUCUUGGGGAUGUCCUGUAGUAUGCUUCGCUCAACGCAGCCACCGUUUAUUCAGCUCGACAUAGACCGGGCACUAAAACGUUCGAUGCCCGUUCCUUUUGUAGCUCGUAGCGCGUGUAUCGUGCAAAAUUACUUCUUUUGCGUCAUUAUGGAAUUGCACUCGCUAUCGUUUUGUCAUGUAUACUGUGUUGGUAAAACUUUCACAGCAAAUUUAUUUCGGCAUGUGCGAAGGUAAUAAAGGUGCACUAGAGACGUUUUUGACUUGGUCUUUUGGAGGCGGUUGACUUUCUCUACCUUCUCCGAGGGUUUAAAAAGUAUAUCGUGUGACGCGUGCUUCACUUUUGUAUAAAAAAAAUGCGAUCAAAUAUUUCUAUGCUUUUUUCUGCGGAGAAAAAGAUGUUCGCUUCAAGAAAGCCGAUGAGGAAAGGAAUUGUGAGGCGUUUGGUUUAGCCCAGCAACCGCGAGCAUCAGCUCGACGAGGAAAAGCUUCUCCGCUCCUCCUUUGACGUCACGGGAGGCGGGUCAUAGGGUGCCGCGGUGUGAAGCGCUAGAGUGAUGGACUCGUGUUUGGAAAACGGAUUUAUUUUGUGUGGGAAAACAACUCCCACCAGAUUCCUGACCAGAUCACAGUGCUGUGCAACGGAAACUGACGAUCUUUCCAAAUACAAUGUUGUUGUGCAUAGACCUGAGCAUUACCAGGAAUGUUUAUAAAACUUUGGAGGAACCAAGUAUGACCGACGUUGCAGGCGCGACAUUCAUUAUUAAGCAUUCGAUAGCAUCGUAAAUGUUGGUGGCCGCUCGAAAAAGUCUGCUCUGCUCGGAGUUAUGAUCUGCUUCAAGAAGCGAGAGUUUUACACCUGUCUAGAAUAUUAAGUGUGUAAAAUAGCUAUUCGGAGAGCAAGUCGUCUGCUUUUGCGCAGGGGUUGGGGUGACGUUCAGAGUGACUCCGAGUUCUGAUUGACCUUGAUUGGAAGGAUUGUGGGUAGACCUCAAUGCCAGAUGCAUUGACGUGUACCCCCUAUUUUUUUAACCAGCCAAUAAGAGCUCGGCGUUUUGGCAUCAUCGGAACCCCUAUGUAUGAAGCAGACGAGCUUGCGGUCCACAUACAAUGAUCUGGUUUAGGUAUUCAAGCCUUGCCCCAGGCUUUAUUAUUUCUUUUCUUGUUUUUUUUUUUCCAUCUAAAGAUUUCUCGCUUGAGUACAGACGGAAAACCAAACGUCUAAAACUACUUUCCAUGUAGUUCUUUCUCGGAUUCACUCCAUAUUGAUCAGUGAAGUUUCAUAUCCUUCAUGUGAUUAUUUACCAUGCUUAAAAGCACACAUGUCAUUUGCAGGAAUGCAUAUUCACUAGAUAGUGUUUCAAGCUUGCUCUAUUUUAUUGUUACAGGCGAACUAUUGAACGAAAUUGUGUAUAUGCACAGCCCAGGCUUUCUUUUUUUCUUUUCCCCAUCUUGUUGCAUGCUGGGCGUGUUUCUUUCAUUGUGUUUGAUUUGCCAUCAAGUGAAUUUGAUUUCAUGUCUAUGCUUUUCAGAAGCAUGGUUGCGUUCAACCACUCCUGUGAAAGUUCCUGAUAAGAGUGAUAGUAUAUGGGAUGAAUAAGCAAAAUAAAGCGUAAAACAAAAAA
Messenger RNA from Ixodes scapularis (black-legged tick), 5605 nucleotides. RefSeq lists its product as uncharacterized. The transcript is spliced from 6 exons. The record is from RefSeq and is a predicted model, not a curated record. NCBI's taxonomy places the organism in Eukaryota, Metazoa, Arthropoda, Arachnida, Ixodida, Ixodidae. Bases 373 to 3030 code for a protein of 885 amino acids.